AUGUCGUUCCCGCCCAACUUGAAGCUCAACGACGGCAACGAGAUUCCUCUGCUCGGAUAUGGUCUCGGAACCGCCCGAUUCAAGCGCAACCGAGGACCUCUGGAUCAAGAGCUGGUUGACCUCACCAAAAGGGCCAUUGAGAUUGGCUACUACCACCUCGACGGUGCUGAAGUAUAUGGAAAUGAGGAGGAGCUCGGUGCCGCCAUCAAGGCAUCAGGCGUCCCCCGAGAAAAGCUCUUUGUCACCACCAAGAUCAGCGCCACGGAGAAGAAGGACACCGAAGAGGCAUUUGUCCUGUCACUGAAGAAGCUCGGCCUGGACUACGUCGACCUGUACCUCAUCCACGGCCCCUUCUUUGCCGAAAGCGACGAGGAGCUGCAGCAGAAAUGGGCCGAUCUAGAGGCCAUCAAGGCUUCCGGCCGCGCAAAGUCCAUUGGCGUGUCCAACUUCCUCCAGGAGCACCUCGAGGCAAUCCUCAAGACGGCAAAGGUCCCUCCCGCGAUCAACCAGAUCGAGUACCACCCGUAUCUGCAACACGGCGACCUCGUUGCCUUCCACAAGAAGCAUAAUAUCGCCAUUGCCUCGUACGGCCCCUUGGUGCCUAUUACCAGGGCGCAGGGUGGCCCCGUGGUGCCCGUCUACCAAAGGCUGGCGGAGAAGUACGGCGUCACUGACUCUGACGUCGGCCUCCGAUGGGUCCUUGACCAGGGGAUCGUCACGCUCACAACCAGCUCCAAGGAGUCGCGGUUGAAGGGCUACCUCGAGAGGCUUCCCAAGUUCUCGCUGGAGGAGGAUGAGGUGAAGGAGAUUUCGGAGGAGGGAAACAAGCACCACUACCGGGCAUUCUGGAAUGACAAGUUUGCCAAGGAUGAUAGGAGGUAG
Trichoderma reesei QM6a is the source of this 882-nucleotide messenger RNA. RefSeq lists its product as uncharacterized. NCBI's taxonomy places the organism in Eukaryota, Fungi, Ascomycota, Sordariomycetes, Hypocreales, Hypocreaceae. The coding region runs from base 1 to 882 and encodes 293 amino acids. Gene Ontology annotation, molecular function: oxidoreductase activity, acting on NAD(P)H as acceptor. The transcript has 3 exons. The record is from RefSeq and is a predicted model, not a curated record.